AGCUUCACGGUUAUUUUUAAACGCUAGUUUCUGUGUCAUGACUUUAGCUCCGAGUCGCGUUUUCAAACUCCAUAAUGCGGCGUUACAUUCGUGCACUAUUCUUGUGCACGGUGUUUGCCGUGUUUUCGGGCUUGUAUGUUUACAGUAAACUGCUUUACUCAGACGUGCCGGUCGGAGGAAACGGACUGAAGAGGGUUUUCAACCCACCGAGAGUACCCGGAGGCAGGCGAGGGACGGUGGACAAAACUGGGCCCCAAAACCCACAUUGGUUUAAUAGGUACAUAAUGCGUCAGCGUGGUCAGGGGGUGGCGCGUGGUGGCGGCGUUCACAGCACACCCGAACCUCCCAUGCACCUGGCCGUGGUGGCCUGCGGGGAGAGGCUGGAGGAGACCCUCACUAUGAUCAAGUCUGCGGUGCUUUUCAGCAUCAAACGCCUCUCCCUGCACAUAUUCGCUGAAGAUCAGCUGCACGCCAGCUUCAUGGAAGCCUUGGAGUCGUGGCCUGGUUUUAUUCGCUCCAGGUUCAACUACACUGUCUACUCCAUCAGCUUCCCCAGCGAGAACGCUGCCGAGUGGAAGAAACUCUUCAAACCCUGCGCUUCUCAGAGGCUCUUUUUACCUCUGAUCCUAAAAGACGUGGACUCGAUCGUGUAUGUCGAUUCAGACAUCCUCUUCCUGCAACCUGUAGACCGCCUGUGGGCGUUCCUGUCCAGGUUUAAUUCCUCCCAGCUGGCUGCUAUGGCCCCUGAGCACGAGGAGCCCCGUAUCGCCUGGUAUAACCGCUUCGCCCGCCACCCUUUCUACGGCAGGACGGGCAUCAACUCAGGGGUCAUGCUCAUGAACAUGACAAGGAUGAGGGACAUGUUCUUUAAGAAUGACAUGACGUUCGUGGGGCUGCGUUGGGAGGAGCUGCUGAUGCCUCUGCUUCAGAAAUACAAACUCAACAUAACCUGGGGAGACCAGGACCUUCUGAAUAUAAUUUUUCACCACAACCCUGAGUGCUUGCUGGAGUUUCCCUGCCAGUGGAAUUACCGUCCGGAUCAUUGUAUCUAUGGCAGUAACUGUGCGUCAGCUGAAGAAGACGGUAUUUACAUACUACAUGGAAACAGAGGAGUUUACCACGACCACAAGCAGCCAGCCUUCAAAGCUGUUUACGAGGCCAUACGAAAGUUCUCUUUUGGUGCAGACCUAGUGACUUCCCUGUUGGAUCCUCUCGAAGAGGAGCUGCUGAAGACAACACACACUUAUUGUGGAAAGUCCCACCAUCUCUUCACCAAGCGGCUGGCACACAGCCUGGCAAACACCAACAGGAAGGCUCCGCUUGGACGGUGACAGAAAUGGAUCACAAUGAUGGGACAGAGGCCAACAGGAGAGAGACUUCGCCUUAGUCUAACUUUGAAGAAAAGUUACAGUGGUAGUUGUUACUGGCCAUACACACUAUACAUACACAAGAAUCCAAUCCAAGCUGAAUCCUGCUGUUCAAAGCAGGAUCUUUCUACAGAUAUACAAAAUAUUCUGAGUUGUAAAUGUGUUUUUAGCUGGCACACUGUUCAAAAACAAUGAACAGAAGUUGUCCAAAGAUGCAUAGACUACUAAGUGGACAACUAAAGAGUGGAGCUUUUAGAUUAUCUUGGUGAACAGCUGCUUUAAGCUCUGUAAGACAGUUGGGAUUGUCUCAGAUUGAGGCUACGUCCACAAUAAUAAGUUUAAUAAUAACUUGAUGAAAACUCACAUGACAAUUCACGUACACUGGGCGUGCGAGUGCCAGUGUAAACAGGAAGCAGAUUGUCUACUCUGCUAACACAUGAGUAUAAGACAUAGCUUUAAUGUUUUGGCUUGAUACACUUGACAUGUUGUUACUGAUAAGACCAAAUGAAGAAGUGAACGUGGGUGUCUGUGCCACUGUUUUCAAAUUUCUCCGGUUCCACCCGUUCAGACACAACACAGUCCCGGAGUUCUAUACUAAAAUGUGGUCAGCAGCAUUUUCAAAAAUCUCCGUUUUAGGACUUAGAAAACACAGAAGUAGAGUGGAUGCUGGGCGUAAAUGUAGCAAAAGUAACCUGAGACUAGAAACUGCUAACCUGUUUCUAUUUCUCUGGAUAAGAGUCUGAUGUAAAUGCAUGACAUCGAGUGUAAACGCCAGUUGGCCUUGAAUUAUUGUAUGUAUUCCCCCCCGAGUGAUUUUAUUACAGAAUUUCACAGCAUUGUAUAUUUUAUGGAAACUUAAUUUUUGUUUUAAAACCAACAAGCAUCUCGUCUCUUCCAGGUAAUUUUCCCCUUUCAGUGCCUUUAGGUUACUGACUAUUUAUCAUGGUGCUAAUUAUCUGUAAAAGUUUGGAAGAGUAGCUCUUGACUUUCCAUAUUGGAGAUUUUAUUGAACCUUGUGAAACACUCUUAUUAAAAGAGACAAAUCAUAUCAGAACUGGACAAAGGCUUUCAGCAGGGCGCAUUUUUAGGGAUGUAUGCACUUUUUGAACCUUCAGAAACCACUUCAUCACCAACAAGAUGGGAGAGAAGUAAUUUCAGAGAACACCCAUGGAAAAAUUAUAAUCUCAGUGUAAAGUGAUUAAUUGAUUUCUGGAAUAGUUUUUCAUCUGGGAUUUUCCACAGUGGCGGGGGUUGAGCUUAUGAAACCUCUGUCAGAGUACUGUUCCUGAGUAAAUGUUUUAUUAUUGUUAUGUUAUUUUAUCUGUUACACAGGUAACAAAAUGGGGUGAUUCAUAUAGUGUGUUGCUCAAAGCAGGUGCGGGUCAUUUUUGUGUUGUAUAAUGUCCGUUUUACAGUUUUGUGAGGUCAGGUCAAGUGACUCCACACAAAAGUUUGUUUUUGUAAUGCAGAAAAAUUGCUAUUGAACAUGUGAAUAAGCUACAAGUCCGUCUCCUGAUGCCAAAACAUUUCAAUUUAUUACUUUUAAUUAUUGGUUUUGCACCAUUGAAUGUAUUUUAUUUUUU
Molecule: messenger RNA, 2950 nt
Organism: Micropterus salmoides (largemouth bass)
Lineage: Eukaryota; Metazoa; Chordata; Actinopteri; Centrarchiformes; Centrarchidae
Gene: gxylt1b
Product: glucoside xylosyltransferase 1b
Exons: 7
Coding region: 75-1331 (418 amino acids)
Biological process (GO): protein O-linked glycosylation via N-acetylgalactosamine
Molecular function (GO): UDP-xylosyltransferase activity
Source: RefSeq, a predicted model, not a curated record